UUAUUUCCGCGUGUGCAGGAGUCGAUUCAAUCUUUUUAGGACUACAGGCCUGCACAGGGGUGAAAAUGAAGUUCCUGUACGUGCUGCUGAUCUUGGGGAUCGCCGCUUCUGUUGAAGCCGGUGGAUAUGGAAAACGCCCCCGCCCUCGACCAAGGCCUAUUUACAAAGGCUAUGGUAAAGGAUACGGUAAAGGAGGCGGUGGCGGCGGUGGUAACUGGGGUGGCUACGACAUGUACAGUGCUGGUAUGGGUGGAUAUGGAUAUGGAAUGGGAGGAGGCGCAUAUGGAUAUGGAAUGGGAGGCGGAUACGGAUAUGGAAUGAGCGGUAGCUACUAUCCCAGCAUGAGUUAUGGAGGUUAUUAUGGUGGAUCAUAUCCAUCCUACUCUGGGGGAUACUACAGUGGAUACCCAUCGUAUUCCACUGGAGGUGGAUAUUACAGUGGGUAUCCAUCGUAUUCCACUGGUGGAUAUUACUCUGGCGGAUAUCCUUCCUACAGUGGAGGCUAUUAUUCCGGUGGCGCCUCCUACUAUCCUUCCUACUCCUCUGGUGGAUUUGGUAGUGGAUUUGGACUUGGUGGAGGUGCUGGAUUUGGUGGAGGUGCUGGAUUUGGUGGAGGUGCUGGAUUUGGCGCUGGUGCUGGAUUUGGUGCAGCUGGAGCCGCUGGAGCCGCCGCAGCUGGUGUCCCAGUGUCCGCUGGAACUUCUCUAGCUACUGCCAUUGGUUCCAUAGGAACAUUUGGAACUGCCGGGCCCGCUUAUGCAGGUUAAAGAAAUACACCACCCGUGAUAAUAGUUGUUCUGAGAGAGUUGCUGGUCAUCCUUAUAUUUUUACAUUAAAAACCAACUUGUGAUUAAAUAACCCUUAUACUGUU
Magallana angulata is the source of this 871-nucleotide messenger RNA. RefSeq lists its product as uncharacterized. The transcript has 4 exons. Bases 66 to 767 code for a protein of 233 amino acids. The record is from RefSeq and is a predicted model, not a curated record. NCBI's taxonomy places the organism in Eukaryota, Metazoa, Mollusca, Bivalvia, Ostreida, Ostreidae.